Belonocnema kinseyi is the source of this 2974-nucleotide messenger RNA. RefSeq names its product solute carrier organic anion transporter family member 74D-like (gene Oatp58Dc). The transcript has 7 exons. Lineage: Eukaryota; Metazoa; Arthropoda; Insecta; Hymenoptera; Cynipidae. The record is from RefSeq and is a predicted model, not a curated record. Gene Ontology annotation, cellular component: membrane. Bases 457 to 2610 code for a protein of 717 amino acids. Gene Ontology annotation, biological process: transmembrane transport; sodium-independent organic anion transport. Gene Ontology annotation, molecular function: protein binding.
CUGUUUCUAGACCGUCUUCAUGGUCGAAGGUGGGGGCGAGAAAUCACCUCGGUUCUGAAUACGUCUUGUUAGAAGCCAGUUGGGAAAGAAUAUCAGCCGUUUUCUGACGCGAAUCCAUUUCCUACUAUUUCAUCUCCCACUUAAUAAUAAGACAAAAAAAUCCACACCAAAUAAUGAAACAUUAAAAAAAUUUGAAAAUUGAAACAUUGAUUAAAAUUAAUUAAAUAAUUAAUUAAUUAAACAUUCAAGGGAUUCCGACAUGGAAAACAAGUGAUUAGAAGCACCAUAAUUUUAUUUAGAUUUGGAUUUCAUAGUUCGGAUUGUUCAUAAGGAGUCCUUUUGGGACUUCUUUGUGGGGGAACUGAGGGAAGAUGAGCGAAAAGAGGAAAAAAGAGAGGACAAGUUUAAAUAAUUAUUGUUAAUUUGAAAAAAGUGGGGGAGACAAAAAUCCGAAAGAUGAAGAACUCAAAAGAUUCGAAUGACACGAAUUGUGAGAAAAAUGGACCUGAAAAUGUGAAACUUCUCAGGGUUCCAUCGAAAACACCUUCAACUCCAACUAAUCCUAAUCAGGAUUUGGAGGAUCUUUUUAAAGAACUUCCGGUCACUGAAGAAACUAGUUGUGGAUUCGGUUGCUUUCGAGGACCGAUUUUACAAAAAUGUGCGAAUAAAAAGGCUUAUGUUUUCUUAUAUGGAAUUUUGGGAUGUGUUUUUUCAGCCAGUUAUGCAUAUUUUAAUGGUACGAUUACGACGUUAGAGAAGAGGUUCAAGAUACCAUCGAAAACUACGGGUAUCAUCACUGUUGGAAAUGACAUUUCUCAACUUUUUGUCUCUGUGGUGUUGUCCUACUAUGCAGGAAAGGGACAUAGGCCCAGGUGGAUCGCUGUUGGGAUUUACACGGUGGUCCUUUUUUGUUUCCUUACGAUGCUUCCACAUUUUCUUUAUGGCCCAGGAGAGGAUGCACUUAUGUUGACAAAAGAGUACGGUUCAAAGCAAGAAAUACUUUCAAAUUUAAGUUUGAUAUCCUCUAAACAAAGAAAGUUUCUUUGCUUGGGAAAAGAAAGAGACAAUGACUGCAUAGAAGAAGAUGGAAAUUUUGCACCACAAAUUAUCCUUUUUCUUGCUCAGGCAAUAUCUGGAGUUGGAGGAUCAUUAUAUUAUACAUUAGGUGUCUCUUACAUGGAUGAUAAUAUUCAAAAAUCAAAAACUCCAGCACUCAUCAGUUUUUCGUACUUUUUAAGGAUGCUAGGUCCUGCGUUAGGAUAUGGCCUUGCAUCCUUUUCUCUUAAAUUUUAUAUCAGCCCAACUCUAACACCCACAAUCACUACUCAGGAUCCGAGGUGGCUUGGCGCAUGGUGGCUGGGCUGGAUCAUCCUAGCAAUUUUGCUUUUCUUCUUUGCGAGUAUAAUGGCUCUCUUUCCAAAAACUCUUCCUCGAGCAGCCGCACGGAAAACACUAGCCCUUCAAAAGAACAGAUCAGCAUCAAAUUUAAAAGAAAUCGAGGAACCAGAACUGUUAUCGGUCAAAGAUAUGAUGAAGACAUUCAAAAGACUUGUGACCAAUAGUUCCUUUAUGUGCAACAACCUAGCUUCUGUGUUUUACUUCAUGGGUUAUAUGCCUUACUGGAUAUUCAUGCCAAAAUAUAUAGAAACUCAGUACAAACAAUCAGCCUCAGUAUCAUCCUUAAUUACUGGAACAGUGGGUCUGGUCUUCAGUGCUUUUGGAAUACUUCUUUCCGGAUUGAUGAUCUCGAAAUAUAAACCAAAGGCAAGAUACCUUGCUGCCUGGAAUGUUAUGAUUGGGGCUGUAUCUGUUUUAGGAAUGAUUUCCUACGCUUUCUUGGGAUGUUCUGAUAAUGAUAAUCAGGUUGCUCUUCAACCCAAUGGUUCCUUGAAAACAAUGCUUCCAUGUAAUGAAUUUUGUUAUUGUGAUUAUGUUACCUACAAUCCAGUUUGUUCUGAUGAAAGACAGACCUUCAUUUCUGCUUGCCAUGCUGGUUGCAAGACUGUAAAGGUGAAUAACAAUGGGAGUAAAAUUUAUACAGAUUGUAGUUGUGUGAAGCCAAAAUUGUCUCAACUCUUGGCGGACAAUUUCAUGAGCAAUAGUUCAACUUUCACGAUGAAACCUUCUGAGAACUGGAAUGAGCCACAAAAUUUAGGAACGGCCGUCCCAGGCUCUUGUCCGGUGGAUUGUGUGGACAAGUUCUACAUUUUCCUGGCCGUUGUUUGUUUGUUAAAGUUUAGCGGCGCCACCGGAAGAGCAUCAAACUUUCUGGUUUCCGUUAGAUGCGUCGACGAGAAGGACAAAACUGUAGCCAUGGGUUUCGGAUUGAUGAUCAUGAGUCUCUUCGCUUUCAUACCAUCUCCGAUUUUUUUUGGUUACAUUUUAGACAAAACGUGCCUUGUUUGGGGCAAGACAUGUAGUGGAACUGGAAAUUGUUGGCUUUAUAAUGGAGAAGCGCUGCGAUAUUUAUUAAAUUUUACAGCAGCAGGUUUUGUGACAAUAGGAACAUUUUGCGACAUGGGAGUUUGGUAUUAUGUGAAAAAUGUGAGAAUCUUCGACGAGGAAGUCGAACUCGAAGAUAUCGCCGAGGAACCAGGAGAGGCGCUCUAAAGUCUGAAUAGUUGAACUAUAUUUAAGAAAAAAAAAUUAAAUAAGUUAGUCAAAGUGUCCCGUAAAUUUAAAUUAUUUACGAAAAACCAAGAACAAAUACUUCCAAGUACCUUAAUUACAAACCCUCUAAUUCCCAUCUCUAUUUAGAAUUAAUUUUUUUCUAAUUUUAAAUAUUUUUGAAUUUUAAAUAAACUGUGCCAUAUAUUUUAUUUACGGCUUUAUCAUUAUUAUAAAUUAAAAAUCGAAAACUGCAUAUUAAAAAUGAAAAGUCAAGUAUUAAGUUGCUUUUCAUUAAAAAGCGAAUUGUUGUAAUUUUAGAUAUAUUUUAAAUAUAGGAGAAGAAGUGUGAUUGUAAUAAAAGACA